Aspergillus japonicus CBS 114.51 is the source of this 1856-nucleotide messenger RNA. It is a transcript of the gene veA, whose product is annotated as sexual development activator VeA. The transcript has 2 exons. The coding region runs from base 50 to 1657 and encodes 535 amino acids. The record is from RefSeq and is a predicted model, not a curated record. Lineage: Eukaryota; Fungi; Ascomycota; Eurotiomycetes; Eurotiales; Aspergillaceae.
AGUCACCUAACGUUCGCUCAGGUUAUCAGAUCUGCAUUAGUGCUUCAUCAUGGCUUCCAGACCUCCUCUAUCGCCCCCGGUGAACGAGACGGAGCACUCCGUCAGCCGGAUCACUCGUGAGGGGAAGAAGCUUACAUACAAGCUUACGGUGAUGCAACAACCCGAGCGGGCAAGAGCAUGCGGUGCAGGCGCCAAAUCUUCUGCCGACCGCCGUCCGGUUGAUCCUCCGCCUGUGGUUGAGUUGCGAAUUUUCGAAUCUGAUCCCAGCGACGACACGCUUUGUACGGACAUCACCUUCGCAUAUAACGCCAACUUCUUCCUUUAUGCCACAUUAGACAACGCACGUCCAAUGGCUCAGGGUAGACUUGCUCCAACUCCAACGUUCCCCGUUCUCACAGGCGUGCCCGUGGCAGGAGUGGCAUAUCUUGACCGCCCCUUCCCGGCGGGAUUCUUCAUCUUUCCCGAUCUAUCGGUGCGUCACGAAGGACUUUACCGGCUGAGCUUCCAUCUUUACGAGGAGACCAAGGAAAGCAAGGAUGCGGACGAGGGAGCGCCGAUCCCGUCACCAAUGCUGAAGACGAAUCCAUUAAAGCCGACGAUACCAAAGUCAUUCCUCGAAUUCCGCCUCGAGGUUGUGUCAGUCCCAUUCACAGUCUUCAGCGCGAAGAAGUUCCCGGGUUUGACACAAAGCACACAUCUCAGUCGAAUCAUUGCGGAGCAAGGCUGCCGUGUCCGUAUUCGCCGCGAUGUCCGUAUGAGACGUCGCGGAGACAAGGGAUCCGAUGACUACGAUUAUGAUGAGGAUAGGAUGAUAAGCAGCCGGCGUGAUCGCUAUUCUACCCCCGACACUUAUCCGACUCCAGCUGAACGCCCACGGUCGACAAGCAUUGGUACCGUUGAUCAAGGCUAUGGGCCUGAGGCCUCACGCCGUCCGUCCGCGGCCGAAUACGGCGUCCAGAACCCGCAACUCUACCAGCAUCCUAUUGCUCAUGCUCCAGCUCCAACCACAGCAUCCACUCCCUCUCCUGUUACUCCAGUCGCAUUUGCGACUCAGAAUUCUACGUAUCAAUCGCAUCUUUCCUUCGGGUCGACGCAAGCUCAAUAUUCCGCUCCCCAGAUACCAAGGAAUCCGCCGUCUGGAUCAAUGCCAGUCGCUGCCUACUCAGCCCGUCCGACGCACUCGCAUUCUAGAAAUCCAUCAACCAGCACCGAGCAUGAGAAAGAUGCGCACCGGAUCUACUUACCGCCUAUCCGGUUGGACCCAUCACAUCCAGCGCCGUCACCCACUGAAACACGUUCUUCCGAUCCUCCAACGCACCCAGUAGUCGCGCAGCACACGACAGCUCACCCAUCACGCAGCGGCAACAUUCUUCCGCCGAUCAGUGCGAUCUCGGGCGAGAUCCCCAUCAAUAUGCCUCGGCCUCAGAACAACACUGCUUCCAGUCCUGUUCAUGAAAUCGCCCAGAACAAAGGCUAUUGUGGGACACCAGCUCUGCACCGACAUACGCCAAGCGAACGCACGAAGAAUCCUUUGGUCAUGCCGAGCGCCCACUGCACAACGGCAUGCGCCCCGAUCGAGAGCCCACUCCUCCACUGGAGCGACGGCUUUCCGACGCCCGACAGGAGGCAUCGUACAGCCUGUCCCGGGACGAACUAGCAUACAAGCGAGCCAACGGCAGGAUGGUCACUAAAAUUUCUCCGGCUAUGAUUCAUCAUGGACAUGGUUUAUAGCGUCACGCUUUUCUCUGUCUCCGCAACUCUAGGGAACACCUUUUUAUAUAGGACGGCGUCUUGGCGAACCGGCCCGUCGGGAUGACUUAUAAUUUUCUUUUAACUUAACGAGGAUUUUGGAAGGG